UUCGUGCGGUUUUCGUUCGUUAAUACAUAGGUGGCAGCACCGUACGGAUACGCUGCACCGCGAAUUCACGCUUUAUGACACGUAUUUUACCUGAAUAACUGCGUAAUUCGUAUUUUAGACGAGAUAUUUUGAGGAACGGAUUGUAAGUGUUGAAUACAAAACUGGCAUGAAAAUGAAGAUUCCAACCGGUGGUUCAGGGAACGGCUAUUAUGGCCAUGAUAGUGGGGUUAUCUCAUACCUUGAUACUGUCGAGACCGAGGCCGAUGUCCAGGCUGCAGGAGAUGGAGACUUUUCCGAAUAUAUGUGGAUGGAGAACGAAGAAGAAUUUGACAAACAGGUACUACAGCAGCUCGAAGAGGAAGAGUUGAUGGAAGAAUGCCUGGAAGCUAUGUUGGAGGAGGAAAGGCAGCAUCAGAGAAAUCAAAACUCUGCUGCUUGGUCUACUGCCACAAGUACAGUGGAAAAUAAUGGUAUUGAUCUCUGCCAGCAGCUAGGUGGCCUUCGAGUACAUGAUGACCUUGCAAAGCAGAGUACUCUGAAUCCGGAUGCAGCUGAAUUUGUCCCAGCUUACAAACCAGCAAUAACAUUGGUAAGCGGGCAAUCAGAGGUUACUACCGAAUCUUCAUAGAGACCCUCCAUAAUCUUGUUUACAGCAGACAUAAGCCUAGAGGAGGUCAAGGAGAUGCCCGGAGUCAGCCUGCCACAGUCUGUAAUUUUAGCAGGAAUAUGUUGGGAUUUGUGCAUGAUAGCAACUACUGUUACGUACAAAUAAACAAAUGAAUAGAUAAUGCAUGUGAUACGAAGGGAUAUGCUUUCUGUAAAACGCGAAAUUAACAACAACAGUUCAUGUAAUGUUAAGAGAACAGCGUGAUGUGUUUGUUUUUGAUACAGAAAAGGACACAUUACAAAAGCCUAUACAUAUAUCUCUGAAAAAACAGUCUACGGUUUACUUUUUUGGGAUUAUCGUCCAUUUCACUAUAGGUUACUGGGGUUACUAUAGUGUUUAAGAUGCGUUUUUUAAACAGAUAAAAAACAAUGACAUUUUUUAAUCCAUGUACCAUUGUUUCUUUUUUUUUUUUUUAUAUCAAUAUUUUGAUUACCUUUCACAUUUCGAUCCUUCAAGUGGCUGAUUCAAACUGCGUUAUUGAUAUUAAUUCACACAAACACAUUCAGCAGAUCUGUGAUAACAGAUACACGUGAUUGUUUUAGUGAAAAUAGUAAAUCAUAAUUAAAUUCGACAAAAAGCCAAAUGCCCACGAUGAUUGUACUUUUGUAAAUAGUAUUCCAGUUUGGUUUAAAAUCAUUUGCAAA
This is a messenger RNA of Neodiprion fabricii, 1311 nucleotides long. It is a transcript of the gene Paip2, whose product is annotated as polyadenylate-binding protein-interacting protein 2. The transcript has 4 exons. The record is from RefSeq and is a predicted model, not a curated record. Gene Ontology annotation, cellular component: cytoplasm. Gene Ontology annotation, biological process: negative regulation of translational initiation. Gene Ontology annotation, molecular function: mRNA regulatory element binding translation repressor activity. The coding region runs from base 167 to 628 and encodes 153 amino acids. NCBI's taxonomy places the organism in Eukaryota, Metazoa, Arthropoda, Insecta, Hymenoptera, Diprionidae.